AUGGAUAAGUAUGCGCGUCGUCACGAAGACCUUCUGAAGAAGUUACCUAUUCGAGAGAUAACAGAGUCCGAAAUCCAACGAAACUUCAGCGCCGGGUUUAGUGUAAAAGCCGGUCGAGAUCUCGACGGUAGGCCUAUGGGGUGGGUGAGGAUGCGAUUCAUGUCACCAGCAACCAUACCAAUACUAUGUGGCGUGAAAUCCACAUGGAUGGCGUUGGAUGCGGCUCUAGCCGACCCUGCAUCGGUCCGCCUUGGCGCGUGUCUGGUGUACGACUUUGCUGGUAUUGGUAUGAAGAAUAUUACCCUUAACGUGGGAGAUAUCAAGAAGGGAGCUCUGUGA
Molecule: messenger RNA, 339 nt
Organism: Perkinsus marinus ATCC 50983
Lineage: Eukaryota; Perkinsozoa; Perkinsida; Perkinsidae
Exons: 4
Coding region: 1-339 (112 amino acids)
Source: RefSeq, a predicted model, not a curated record